UUAUGGGUACUAGGUAUGGGGUUAGUUUCGUAAGGUUGCCGGAAGAGAUCGUGGGCACAGGACGUGUCUCCUUUUACGCGCUUUAUAAUAAUGAACAUCUCACCAUUGCGCAGUUCCCAAAGAAGUGCGCGUCCGUGAUGCAACGCUUCACAUGUUUGGUUGCACGUCGGGAACUCGCACCUCUGGCCUGUCCUUGGAUGUGGAAUACUCUGUCUGCAAAGCAGGAGGAGACCCGUUGGCAAUCAUGGUCGCAUCAGCGCGUGCGUCUUCAUUCCAGCUGUGCAGUCUCUCCGAAGCGCGCUUGGCACAGUCUGCGCCGACUGUCUGCGCCAUUCUGCGCUGGGCAGGAAUACAGACUUUAUAGUAAAGAUAGAGACAGAGACUCUAAGGUCACUCAUCAUCCUGGCAUCACAGUAGUGGGCACCCCGGAUCCCGUGACAUGGAUCAGGAACAAGAUUAUUUUGUUUUUAAUUGAACUCUAUUUUGGCUUGAAGUUCAAUGUGGAGUUUGACAGUGGCGUGAAACAGGCAGUGGUCCAUGUCUCCGCCAUGCUAUCCAAAGGCAAGUUUGAGGAGUUGAGAAGUGUGAUGUCAAAAGAGGCUGUUGAAAGUGUCCGAAAGAAAUGUAAAAUUCUGUCAGAGACCCAAAAGAGACAUCUUGCGAUCCCUCUUGAAGACAUCUUAUUUCUACUUCCUGAGGAUGUUUCUAUAUUCUUUGACCAGAGAGGCAGGAAGUUCUGUUACAUCAUGAUGAGGUUUUGGCACCUGUCCAGUGCAGAUGUACCUGACGACCCUGAGAGCACCCGAGUCUUCAAGAUGGACUUCUCUGAAGGCCACGACGGUCCUCAAAAGAAGAUCAUCACAGCUGUGUAUGAGUUUCAUCGCGAGUUGACGGUUGGAGCCGACCCAGACUGGACGGUGACCAGCAUAUGGCACUGGAAACAACUCGAGUGAAACCCAUCACUCCGGAUUACACUUUUAACUUUACCACACUAAAACUAGAAUUACUCACAUGUUUUUUUAGCAAAGUCAGUUGAACUGUCACAACUAGAGGUCGACCGAUAGUGGAUUUUGCCGAUACCAAUAACUAAGUUGGUGGAAAAUACAACAAUCGAUUAAUCGGCCGAUAGUUUUUUUUUAAAAUCGAUUUAUUAAAUGUUAAAAAAUUAAUUCUUAGUCUUUCCUUACUGUGACAGGCGCAGACAUAGAGGCUGCAAGAGUCAAAAAUAAUUAAAAUCCCAUAUGCGUGUUUGUUGUGCAGCCAAAAUCCCAAUAAUAACCAGAACAAAUGACGAUUUGAUGCAUAAUGCUGGACUUUUAAUAAUAAACAAGCCGAAAAUACACCAGGAACUCUUAUUUUGCAAUGUCUGUGCUUCCAGCUCACACAAACACACAAGGGAAAUAAAACGUUCACUUUUAAAAUCAUCUGCAAUGUAUUACAAUAGAAUCGCUAUGAAGUAAACAUUGACAUAUGGGCUGAUAAAUACUGGAUGAGCUGUAAUUAAGCAAGAGUAGAUCAUCAUUCAUCAAUGGUUGAUCAUCAGGGAUAGCUUGUCAGUUGUCACGUUUUUUUUUUUAAUAACAUUUUGCAGUAUUGAUCGUGAAAAAGUCCAUAAACAGUGAUGGUUAAAGAGUCAUGCCUCCAUUACAAUCAGGGCCUUUUUAGGCAUAGGCGAACUAGGUGGUCGCCUAGGGCGCCAUCUGCUGGGAGGGCGUCAAAGAGGAGGCCUCUGCCAAACCAAACCCCCCCCCCCCCCCCCAUGGGGGUGCCAAUAGGGAUCUCGCCUAGGGUGCCAGAAUGGUCUGAAACGGCCUUGAUUACAAUGCUCCAUGUAAAUAUUCACCAAGUUAAGCUUUUUGUAGCCUACAUAUUCACCAGAAUAAAGGCUUUGGCCACAGAGGAACACAGAAGAAUAGAAAAAAAAUAUAUCGGCAAACAUCGCUGUCAAUAUUUGCCGAUAACGUUCCAAAAAGCGAUUAUCGACACUGAUUAAAUGCCAAAACCGAUAUAUCGGUCGACCUUUAGCUUUUAUGCCUCUCAUCCACACUGGAAUGGCGUUUUCUUCCACCAAAAACUGAGACUUUGAAAACACUCUUGUCCCGCAGUUUGAGUUUUCAAUUAAAAACGGUUUAGUGUGGACUCCAGCUACCUCGCUUAUACAAAGUGUACAGGUUAUUCAAUAAAACAACCCACAAUAACAGUAAGUCUGUCUAAUUAUUUUGCAAGUAGUAUUAUUUUUUUAGCAGUAUUUUUUUAUUUUAUUUUUUUAUAAAUUGUCAAAUAUUCACUGUUCAAUGGUUUUGAAAUAAAAGUGAAGUGUUAUUUUCAUGCAGAUAGCACCCCAUAUAGCAUUGGUUGGACAAACAGAUAGUCAAGCCCGAUAAACCGAUAACUAUCAAAAAUCAGCUUAUUAAAAAAAAAGGCUGGGCUAUGAGCAAAAAUCAGGGUUCCAACACGUUCUGGAAAACCUGGAAUUUUGCAGUGCAGUUUUCCAGUCAUGGAAAAGUCAUUAAAAUGAGAUUUGAAAUCAUCUGACUAUCCUGUUUUUGAUGUUAAAACGUAAACAGGCACGACACAACAUUGCGCUCAAUGGAUAGUCCGACUAGGUCUGUUUGUACGAUUUCAUUCAGACUAAAAGACAAAUUACUGUUUUAGUCCGACUAAAGUCAAACCACCGACAGAGCCAACGAAACGUUCCAACAUGAUAGUAUGGAAAAGUCGCACUUGAAUUGAAACAGGCCGAGGAUGAGACUCUUAAGAUUUCCAACAUGACAAACAGCAACAUUUCACAGUCAUAUUUGAUACUUUCAGAUCACACACAACAACAGAUGGGCCUUGAGACCAAUUAUCACCUAAUUUGGAUAUUAAAACAAAUCCUUUGUUAAAGUGACAGGAAGCUGUCCUCACUCGUGCGUUAAUGUCAUCCUAUUUGUGUGGAAAACGUCAUUGUUUAUGCAUUCAUGGCUUUACAAGGAGUCAUCGAAUUAUCAUUGACUGAAAUUCAUUAAAUCAUUUCGAAAUAUGGCUGUGGGAUUAUUAUAAUUUUUGUAGGCAGUAAUGGAUUGUUCAAUUUGCGUGGGUGUUUUGUCAUGUGCGUGCAAACAAGUCGUAAUAUGAUUAACAGUGGAGAUCAUACCUCCUGUUUCAAUUGAAAUAAAUAUGUUAAUACCAUAUUAGGCAAUUAAUCACGGCGGCUUCAACUACAACUGAACUGAACAAAAGAAAAUAAAAACAUUAAUGUGCUUCGCAAAGCUGUUCCUCUCCUCCUGGGCUUUUAUCAUGGAUUAGGGAAUAUUUGCUUUUAUUAAUCUGUUUAUUGUACUGAGCAAUAACUCGUAUUUCUGAUGUGUUGUACUGAUGUUGUCGAAUAAGACAAGGAGAGCAAUUCUUCCAAUGUUCUGUGUGUAUAUUUGCUUAUACAUUUAACUUAAUCAAACUGCGAAAAGAAACUAAAAUAGACUAUUACAAACAGAUUGAAUUGAAAACUAGACCAAGAGCUGUAAUAAUUGUGGAAUACACUAGGUCAGUAGGGCUGUGUAUCGACAGAUUUCUUAAUUUGACUCGAUUAUGAUUCACAAGCUCUUGAUUCAAUGAGAUUUAGAAUUCUGAUUCAUUGUGGUACAUUUGAGUUGUAAUGUCCAUUUGCUUACAUUCUGCACUCAAAAAAAAUAUUUUAAAGAGCAGCUAUUAUGGUUUUUAAACGUGCCUAAUUUAAUUUUAAAGGUCUCAUACAAUAGAUUUACAUGCAUCCAAGGUCAAAAAACACUUUAAUUUGCUCAUAAUUUAAAUUGCAGCAUUACCUUUUUUUUCCCAGUGUCAAAAACGACUCGUUCAAUGAUCCAUUCUAAAGGAUUCAUUCUAAACUCCUCCUUUCAGAGAGCCUACACUGCUCUGAUUGGUCAGAUGUCCCAGUCUGUUGUGAUUGGUCUACCGCUUAGUGUAGUGUUUGAGGGCGGGUCAAAGCUGUUCGUGAGCAGACAAUGAAGACCAGAGGUGGGUUUUUUGUUACCAAAUUACGUAGGUUAGUACAGGAAGUAAGUCUGGAAUUACUAACGACUCGUUUCAGGUGUUCAGAAUCAGUUCUUUCUUUUGGGAGUCAAUAACACCAUUUGUUGUGCACUUUGAUUUUUGAAACUUUGCAGACUUUUUUACAUUCACAAACAGCUAUAUAACACACUACAUGAAAGGUAAUAUUUGAAAAACCAUAAUAGGUGCUCUUUAAGAUUUACACAUUUCAAUUUCAUAACAAAAUUCCUUCAAAUUGAAUUGAGUAAUCUUUAACUAAAUAAAAUAAAUGUUAUUAAUUUAAAUACAUUUUAAUUUUGUUAAAAAUGUUUCAAUUUGUUGAAAAUUUAUGAAAUUGAAAUGCGUAAAUUUUACAAAUAGGCAAAAAUAUUUUGUAUGAACAAAAUUCUCUCUCAGCUAUUGCUGUAAAUUACACAGGGAACCUUCUAACUUUGAAAAUAUAAUUUUUUUUUAAUUAACAACAGGGCUCAAACUAUUCCAUUCAGUUGUUAAUGUAAAAGAUUGAUCUUGGAAUAUUAAAAAUCGAUAUCGGGAUUGUUUAAAUAAAGAACACGAUUAUUCUGAAAAUCAAUAUUUUUACCCAGCCCUAGAGGCCUGUAUUAAAGUCUAGACCUGGGCUAGGAGCAAAAAUCAGGGUUCCCACGUGUCCUGGAAAACCUGGAAUUUUGCAGUGCAGUUUUCUAGUCAUGGAAAAUGAUAAAAAUACCUAAAUAUCCUGGAAAAAUAAUUAUUUGUUCUGGAAAAUAUUUAGUAUAAUAACACUGUAAUGACUGUGUCGCUAACAAAGUUUUUGUUACAUGUACAAAAACAUGGUAACGAUCAGGACUUGGGAUAUGUGUGAAAUACAAAAAAAUGUGUAACAUUUUGUUUUAUAU
Myxocyprinus asiaticus (Chinese sucker) is the source of this 4901-nucleotide messenger RNA. RefSeq lists its product as uncharacterized. Gene Ontology annotation, cellular component: mitochondrial inner membrane. The transcript has 5 exons. Bases 3 to 953 code for a protein of 316 amino acids. Gene Ontology annotation, biological process: inner mitochondrial membrane organization; protein insertion into mitochondrial inner membrane from matrix. NCBI's taxonomy places the organism in Eukaryota, Metazoa, Chordata, Actinopteri, Cypriniformes, Catostomidae. The record is from RefSeq and is a predicted model, not a curated record. Gene Ontology annotation, molecular function: ribosome binding.